Messenger RNA from Aspergillus udagawae, 1050 nucleotides. RefSeq names its product putative Hsc70 cochaperone (SGT). The record is from RefSeq and is a predicted model, not a curated record. Gene Ontology annotation, biological process: post-translational protein targeting to endoplasmic reticulum membrane. Gene Ontology annotation, molecular function: protein binding; molecular adaptor activity. The transcript is spliced from 3 exons. Bases 1 to 1050 code for a protein of 349 amino acids. Gene Ontology annotation, cellular component: membrane; TRC complex. Lineage: Eukaryota; Fungi; Ascomycota; Eurotiomycetes; Eurotiales; Aspergillaceae.
AUGGCUCCCACCGAGUCUCAGAAGCGCCUGGCGCUUGCGAUUAUUGACUUUUUAAACUCCAGCCUGAAGGAUGGCACUCUGACUGCGGAUGACGCUGAAUCCAUUGAGAUCGCUCAAUCGUGUAUUGCAGACACUUUCAAGGUCAACCCCUCCGAUGAGGCCGCCGUCAAGGACGCUCUUGGCGGACAAUCUCUGGCGAGCAUCUUCAGCGUCUACGAGAAGCUCCGUAAGAAGCCUUCGACAGAAUCUGCCAGUGCUGGAGCGCAGGCCAAGAGCACAGAGGCACAGCAGCCCAAGGCUGGUGCCCCCACGCCCGAAUCCGACAAGUUGAAAUCGGAGGGAAAUGCUGCCAUGGCCCGCAAGGAAUACAGUAAGGCGAUCGAUCUUUACACUCAGGCCCUGUCCAUCGCUCCCUCGAACCCGAUCUACCUCUCCAACCGUGCUGCUGCCUACUCUGCCUCCGGUCAACAUGAGAAAGCUGCGGAGGAUGCAGAACUCGCCACUGUUGUGGAUCCCAAGUACUCCAAGGCCUGGAGUCGUCUUGGUCUAGCGCGGUUCGAUAUGGCAGACUACAAGGGAGCAAAGGAAGCCUACGAAAAGGGUAUUGAGGCGGAAGGUAACGGAGGUAGCGAUGCGAUGAAGAGAGGUCUUGAAACCACCAAGCGGAAGAUCGAAGAGGCCAGCCGUGGUGACGAGCCUCCAGCCGAUGAUGUCGACGAUGCCGCUGGAGCAUCGCGCGGUGCUGGUGGAAUGCCUGAUCUUUCCUCUCUCGCCAGCAUGCUCGGUGGCGGAGGUGGCGGCGGCGGCGGUGGUAUGCCCGACCUUAGCUCCAUCAUGAGCAACCCCAUGUUCGCGAGCAUGGCCCAGAACUUGAUGAGCAACCCAGACACGCUGAACAACCUCAUGAACAACCCUCAGUUGAGGCAGAUGGCCGAGAACUUCGGCAGGGGCGGUGGAAUGCCGGACAUGUCUAGCUUGAUGAGCGACCCAAGCCUUGCGGAGAUGGCAAGGAACAUGAUGGGCGGUGCCGGGCGUGGAGGUCAGCAGUAA